Astyanax mexicanus (Mexican tetra) is the source of this 2707-nucleotide messenger RNA. RefSeq names its product zic family member 5 (odd-paired homolog, Drosophila) (gene zic5). Gene Ontology annotation, molecular function: DNA-binding transcription factor activity, RNA polymerase II-specific; RNA polymerase II cis-regulatory region sequence-specific DNA binding. The transcript has 2 exons. The record is from RefSeq and is a predicted model, not a curated record. Gene Ontology annotation, cellular component: nucleus. Lineage: Eukaryota; Metazoa; Chordata; Actinopteri; Characiformes; Acestrorhamphidae. Gene Ontology annotation, biological process: central nervous system development; regulation of transcription by RNA polymerase II. The coding region runs from base 208 to 1704 and encodes 498 amino acids.
CAUUUCUAAACUGUAUUCCCCACUGUGUCCUCCAACUGUUGUAUGUUCUGCCAAUCGCUUGAGGACAGAGUGGGAAAAGGAGCAAGCAGAGUUAGAGGCAGGACAAAAGAAGUUAUAUAGACGGGUAUAUACAUAUAUUUUAAUGUUUUAGAAGGCGUGUAGUGGGGGGAAAACAAUAGGAGUGAGUGUGGUCAUGACAGUGUAGUUAUGGAGCCCCCUUUGAGCAAGAGGAAUUCGGCGAUAAGAUUAGCGGAUUUGGCAGCGACUCAGCCCCUUCCUCAUCAGAAUAUGACAGGCUUCCCGGGGAUAGGGGGGCAUCACCCUCACUCACACCAUGCCCACCUCCACCCUGGGGAGAUGGGCAACGACCCCGGAGUGGCUCUCACUCCAUUUGGACCCGAGCACAUGGCACAGACAAAUGCUCUCAAACUUAGCCCAUCUCAGCCCAUUCAAAGCCACCCCGAAGCCCAGACCGCGGCGUCCUUCACUUCUUCUCAGACCACAGUUGGUUUCCCCGUGGCUCACCCCCACUCGGGCUACGCAAGCAGCAGGGACUUCAUCCUCAGGAGAGAGCUCUCUGCCUCUGCUAUGCAUGCACUUGGCGACCAGCAUAGUUCCGCCUCCUCCCCUCAUCACCAUGGCAUGUUCAUUUCCCCAACAGGUGCUUAUGGGCACGCGGAAGGUGGUGCCCAUCCACUUUUCACUGGACUUCACGAGCAGGCGGCCCCAGGUGCCCACCACCAUGCGCUCAACGGCCAGAUGCGCCUGGGUCUGCCGGGGGACAUCUACGGCAGGCCAGAGCACUUCGGCCACAGGCCCGAGCACUAUGGACCGCCGUCGUCAUUGCACACCUACAACUCCAUGAACUUGAAUGUGAACAUCGCUUCAGCUCCUCACGGAGCCACGGGGGCGUUCUUGAGGUACAUGCGGCAGCCCAUCAAGCAGGAACUCAUCUGCAAGUGGAUCGACCAGGAGCAGACGGCGAAGAAACCCUGCUCGAAAACUUUCAGCACCAUGCACGAGCUGGUUAACCACGUCACCGUGGAGCACGUCGGGGGACCUGAGCAGAGCAACCACGUCUGCUUUUGGGAGGAAUGUCCGCGCGAAGGGAAAGCCUUCAAGGCGAAGUACAAGCUGAUCAAUCACAUAAGAGUUCACACGGGAGAGAAGCCGUUCCCCUGCCCAUUUCCCGGCUGCGGGAAAGUCUUCGCGCGCUCGGAGAAUCUCAAGAUCCACAAGAGGACCCACACAGGUGAGAAGCCUUUUAAGUGCGAGUUUGAUGGCUGUGACAGGAAAUUCGCAAACAGCAGUGACAGGAAGAAGCACUCUCACGUGCACACGAGUGACAAGCCUUACUACUGCAAAGUGAGGGGCUGCGAUAAGUCCUACACGCACCCCAGCUCCUUACGCAAGCACAUGAAAGUCCACUGCAAGUCCCCUCCGCCCCCUUCGGCCAACUCAGGAGCCGGGUACCAUCCGUCGUCUGGCGGCCUCGGUGACACCCUCUCUUCGCCUAGCGCAGGGGAGGCGCACAGGAGCCGCUCCACGAACCUUUCUCCUCAGGUCACCAACCUUAACGAGUGGUACGUGUGCCAAGGCAGCGCCGUCCCCAACCACCUACACACCCCCUCCAGUGACGUGCCAACGUCGGAAUCCGACGACGAAGACUCUUUCAGACACUCAGAUCCGAGGACAAUGCUCUGAUGUGAGCACACGCGUACACCAGGAAUAUAUAUAUAUAUAUAUUUAUGUUACAGUCCCACCCCACUGUUUCUGUUGUUGCUGUUUUGUUGUUGUUGUUUUUAUAUGCAUAAUAAUGAAUAAAUGUGCUUGAUGCACAGUAAGCUACUCUACGUAAGCGUUUUAGUAUGGAGGAAGGUCGCGCAACAGCGCCGCGGAUGUCAGAUGGUGAAGAGCAUCUGCUCUCAACACCUUCUCGUUUGCCCUUAAAGAUGUGCAUUCUGUGCUUUCAUUUUAGAUGUGACCCAUUCCGUUUUUACGCGCAUUCAUAAACUGACCACAAACACUGCAAAGCAGUGGACUGAACUGAUAUUCUGAACUGAUAUGGCAUUUUUUAUUUCAUUUUUUAAGCGACCGAGAGUUAAUAUCAUGAGGCCUAUUUGAAAAUUGUUACUUCAUCAAGACCACAUGGGACUAUUUUGCUCCAUCCCUUCACAUUCCAUUCCAAAUAGGGGGACGACCAGCUUUUUGUCCUAAGUCCAAAAUGUGCUCUUAAAUAAUCCAUUACUACUCGAUCUGUAAAGGUGCCCCGACAGUAAUGUCGUGUUAAAACAGUAACAGUUCAUUAAUAUGUGUUGCGUGCCAACGAGCGAAUGGAUUUAUAUAGCUUACAUUCCCCCGAGAGCUCCUUGUCAAAGUGAUGUACUGACGUUGAGUGUCUGAAGAACGGUUCUUUAUUUCUUUAUCGAGUGUUAUGUAACAAUUUGAUUUUUUUUCAAAUGAGAAUCAUUUUCAAGUAGGCCGUCCAGUCGCAACUGUCAACAUGGUUCAUUUUAAAUAAUAAUGGUAAUAAAAUGAUGGAUUAUUUGAUUAUUUGUUCAAGUUUAUACAACUGUGGUCUGGGAGAUUUUUUUUGUUUUGUUUUUGUGAUAUUUAAUAACUAUUUAAAAGUCUAUUUUAUGCAAAAGCCAAUGUAACUCUGAUUUAAGAGUAGACUAUGUCAUUUGAGACCUUAAAUCAUGUAAAA